AAUAGCCCCUACAUAAACGGUUGGAAGAUAUUCAUUAUACACUUUGCUCAUCUCUUUGUACUCAUUUCCUGCAAAAUACGAGAAACAUGAAAUUCUUCUUUUUCCUUUCUUUCAUUGCUCUCAUGUUCCUUGAAGCAUUCGGGAAUAGCCAUGAAACUGAUAAGCAAGCUUUACUCAAAUUCAAGUCUCAAGUUUCCGAGGAGAAAAAAGUUAUGCUGUCCUCAUGGAACAACUCAUUCCCUCUCUGCAGAUGGACGGAUGUUACAUGUGGCCGCAAACACAAGAGAGUUACUGGUUUAGACCUCGGAGGAUUCAAACUGGGUGGAGUGAUAUCGCCAUUUAUUGGUAAUCUUUCGUUUCUCAUAUCACUUAAUUUCUCGGAUAAUUCUUUUGGUGGAACCAUCCCUCAAGAGCUGGGGAACUUGUUUCGAAUCCAGCAGUUGCUUAUGCCAUUUAAUUUACUCAGCGGAGGGAUUCCAACCCAUCUGUUCAACUGUUCUAAACUGUUAGAACUUGAUUUAUUUUCAAAUCAUCUUGGACAAGGUCUUCCUUCAGAACUAGGAUCAUUGAGGAAGCUAUUUAAUUUAGAACUUGGUAAAAACAACCUGAGAGGAAAACUCCCUGUAUCUCUAGGAAAUUUGACAUCUCUCAUAGAUCUUACCUUUGCAGAAAACAAUCUGGAAGGAGAAAUUCCUGAUGCCAUAGCUAGAUUGACUCAAAUGGAAGUUUUUUAUUUACAAUCAAACCAUUUCUCUGGUGUUUUUCCUCCUGCAAUUUACAAUUUGUCAUCACUUCAAUCUUUGGGCAUGUUUGGUAAUGGUUUCUCUGGGAACCUGAGGCCUGAUUUUGGUAACUUGCUACCAAACCUUCGAGGAUUUUUUAUCGGAAAUAAUUCUCUCACAGGAGCCAUUCCAUCAACAUUUUCAAAUAUUUCAACUCUUCAAAGUUUGGGCAUGGAACUUAACAGUCUUACAGGAAAUAUUCCUCCGAGUUUUGCAAAAAUACAAUAUCUGCAACUUCUAUACCUUAGUGGUAAUUCUUUGGGAAGUUUUUCAGCUGGAGAUCUUGAAUUUCUUGUUGCUUUGACUAACUGCACCCAUCUGCAAACAUUAUCUGUGGCAUCCAAUAGGCUUGGGGGUGACUUGCCUGCCUCCAUUGCCAAUUUGUCAAUGAACCUCAACCAGUUAGACAUUGAAAAUAAUUUCAUAUCUGGAAGCAUUCCUCAUGAUAUUGGGAAUCUCAUAGGCCUACAAUCAUUUUGGUUGUCCGAAAAUCUAUUGAAAGGGCCAAUCCCAGUCUCUUUUGGUAAACUUUCAGGAUUGGUGGAAUUAAGUCUCUUUACAAAUAAAAUGUCAGGAGAGAUACCAUAUUCUUUAGGCAACAUCACUCGGUUAGAAAGACUCUAUUUGUCCAACAAUAGUUUUGAAGGAAUCAUUCCUCCAAGUCUUGGUAAAUGUAGAUAUUUGCUAGAUUUAGGUAUGGAGGUUAAUAAGCUGAAUGGUAUUAUACCCCAGGAGAUUAUGCAAAUUUCAACCCUUGUUUCUCUACGCAUGUCAAAUAAUUCAUUGACUGGAUCUCUACCAGAAGAUGUUGGACGACUUAUAAAUCUUGGUAAUUUAUCUGUUGCUCAUAAUAAGCUAUCAGGAAAACUUCCAGAGACUUUAGGAAAGUGUCUCUCGAUGGAAAAACUUGAUCUGCAAGGAAAUUCUUUUGAUGGAAUCAUUCCAGAUAUAAGUGGGUUGGUGGGUAUUAAGAAGGCUGAUUUCUCAAGCAACAAUUUCUCUGGAAGAAUCCCUGAAUAUCUCGCAAACUUUAGAUUUUUGGAAUAUCUCAAUCUAUCCUUCAACAACUUCGAGGGAAAUGUGCCAACAGCAGGAAAAUUCAAAGAUGCUACUAUUGUCUCUGUAUUUGGAAACAAAAAUCUGUGUGGAGGCGUCUUGGAGCUGCGACUAAAGCCAUGUUCUUUGGUACCAGCAGGAAAGUCAAGAAAGAAACUUGUGAUUGGGGUAAGCAUGGGCUUAUCUUUGCUUUUGCUUUUGUUCAUAGCUUCAGUUUCUCUUUGUUGGUUAAAAAGCAGAAAGAAAAAAAAUACCAAUGAAGCAACUCCUUCCACCUUGGGGUUUUUUCAUGAAAUGAUAAGUUAUAGAGAUCUUCGAAAUGCGACGAAUGGCUUCUCUUCGAGUAAUUUGAUCGGGUCAGGCAGCUUUGGUACCGUGUUUAAAGCCUUUCUCCCUGCUGAUAACAAGGUUGUUGCAGUGAAAGUUCUAAAUAUACAGAGACGUGGAGCAAUGAGGAGCUUUAUGGUAGAAUCUGAAUCCCUGAAAAACAUAAGACAUCGUAAUCUUGUGAAACUGUUGACAGCUUGUUCGAGUAUUGAUUUCCAAGGAAAUGAAUUCAGAGCUCUAAUUUAUGAGUACAUGCCAAAUGGAAGCUUAGAUAUGUGGCUGCACCCAAAGGAAAUGGAAGAGAUUUCUAGGCCUUCAAGAACAUUGACACUUUUGGAAAGGCUUAACAUAGCGAUAGACGUGGCUGUUGUUUUGGAGUAUCUUCAUCUUAGUUGCCAUGAAGCUAUUGCUCAUUGUGAUCUCAAACCAAGCAAUGUUCUUCUAGACGAUGAUCUAACCGCCCAUGUUAGCGACUUUGGUCUUGCUCGGAUCCUUCUCAAAUUCGACCAGGAAUCCUUUAUCAACCAACUUAGCUCGGCUGGAGUCAGAGGAAGCAUAGGCUAUGCGGCACCAGAAUAUGCAAUGGGAGGAGAAACAUCAGUACAUGGUGAUGCAUAUAGCUUUGGGAUUCUCAUUUUUGAAAUGUUCAGUGGAAAACGACCAACCGAUGAGAUGUUUGGAGGAGACUUUACCCUCCGUAGCUGCAUCAGGUCUGCAUUGCCAGAGCAAGUUUUGGAUAUCGCAGACGAAUUGAUUCUUCACAACGGCCUUAGAAUUGGCUUCCCUGUUGUUGAGUGCUUGACAAAGGUUUUAGAAGUGGGACUUGGGUGUUCUGAAGAGUCUCCAGGAAACCGCUUGAAAAUGAGUGAGGUUGUAAAAGAAUUAAUCUUAAUCAGGGAGAGGUUCUUCAAAUCGAGAAGAUGAGCUAGACGUUAAAACGGUUCAUGGCGUGUUGUGAAUGAAUCUCGAGCAAGUUUCACACAGUGGUGGCGUUAAUUUGGUGUAGUUAAUUACUUUGUUUGAAUUCAACUUCUUGAACGACGGGUUUGCUUUUGGAUGUGUAUGCUGUGAUAAAUUUGAGUGCUUGCUGUGGAUUUUAUAAGAAAAAACUAGUGAGCUGAAACUGUUGGACAAAGAAUUUGCUUUUGGAUGUGUACAACUCUGAAAGCUUAUAUAUGGGAAGUAUGAGUGUAGUUUCUUGAGAACGUGUGUUCGUUUUAUCUUCUCUAUGAGAUGCAGUUGGUUUGUAUGUAUGUAUAGCUGCUGGUAUAUAUAUAUAUAUGUAUAUA
This is a messenger RNA of Brassica oleracea var. oleracea, 3454 nucleotides long. RefSeq names its product probable LRR receptor-like serine/threonine-protein kinase At3g47570. Gene Ontology annotation, molecular function: protein kinase activity; ATP binding; protein binding. Bases 87 to 3089 code for a protein of 1000 amino acids. The record is from RefSeq and is a predicted model, not a curated record. Gene Ontology annotation, biological process: protein phosphorylation. Lineage: Eukaryota; Viridiplantae; Streptophyta; Magnoliopsida; Brassicales; Brassicaceae. The transcript has 2 exons.